CUAAAAAGCAAUUCAACAAGGAUGAAGCUAUUCGGGAAUACAAGCGACUGAUCGGAAAACUGCCCUUGGCGAAUCAAUACCUAUUAUUAUACGUCCUGGAUCUUCUCACCGUUUUUGCGAGAAAAUCGGACAUCAAUAAGAUGACCGCGGGCAACCUCGCCGUCAUAUUUCGACCGGCAGUACUGAAUCACCCGGGACACGAAAUGUCACCAGAGCAUCACAAACUGAGUCAAGAAGUGCUCGAAUUCCUGAUCGAGCACCAGGACUGGUUCAUGCUCGACAUUCCGCCGCCACCAAGACAAGAUUCUAUUCUCAACACCAAUGCCACCAACCAAACCAGCGCACAUCGGUCAAAAAAGCCGUUUGGUCUGAUCACGAACCGUGGGCCAAUGUCUACAAAGGCGGAGCCUGCGCCAGUGAUGAUGAUGGCGACGACGACAAACGAGCCAGACGACCUGAACGUGUACGUCGGUCCAGCCUCUGAUGAAGAAGAUGACGGUGGAUGGCGUUUGGCAGGUUCGACGAACGGGACGGCGACGUUGGGACGACGACGCACCUUUUCGGAGAGGGGAUCGCCACGGAUGAUGACGGCGGACGAACAAGGCCGUAUGGGAGGUGAUGGAAGGAAGAGUGUGGAGAAUAUCUCCCAAUCUGCACCGAGUACCUCAUCCGCCUUUAAACAAGCCACCAAACAGCUAACUCCUGUUAGAGAGGGCAGCUCCGGCGAUAUUGACGCCAUGAUGGUGACGGGGGGAAGUGUGGAGGUGCCGAGUGCGGAAAGUUCGAGCAAUGAGAGACGCGCCAAGUUUGACGACACAAGAUUAGCAAAGGACGACGCGAUACGGGGGGAUGAUCGGGAGAAACGAGGACGAGCGAGUUCAAAGGGGACGGGCCUGUUUGGGAGCGUGAGGAGGAGUCGGACGGUGGAGGGUACCAGUAAUAUGGGGACGAGUGCUGUGGCGGCGGCUGCGGGAGGAACAGGGCCUCAGCGGCAUGUACUAAAGAAGAGGAACUCGAGAGGGGAGGUCGAGCGGUGA
Acaulospora colombiana is the source of this 1037-nucleotide messenger RNA. The record is from the annotation of a GenBank genome assembly. Lineage: Eukaryota; Fungi; Glomeromycota; Glomeromycetes; Diversisporales; Acaulosporaceae.